CAGCAACUUUCGAUAUAUUUGGUUUGUUGUGAAAUUGCGCCGCAUAGCGAAAACAAAAUAAUUUGUACAUUUUUAUAUAUUAAGAAAAUGGCUUCCAAUAAGGAGUGUUUGAUUAUUGUGCUGGAUGUGCGAAGCUGCACCACUGAUGAAUUUAAAUUGAAGUCUCAGAAAGUCGUUGCUGAAAUACUUAAAGACAAGAUUGUGUGCAACAAGAAAGACUACGUAUCAUUUGUGCUUGUGGGCUGUGAAAAAACUGCCAAUGAUGAGAAGCGCCCAAAUGUGGUGCAAUAUACGACAGCGCAGCUCUGUAACUGGAAUUUGUUGCUCAGCUUCUAUGAGUUUGUCAGUGCGACGGCCUCUGAUGAGGGACAGUGGCUGGAUGGACUUGCUAUAGCUAUCUCAAUGAUAGAGGAUGCAGCGGUGUUUAAGAUUGCGAGACGGCGUAUUUUGCUAUUGUUUGACUUCAAUUUCAUGACACAGCAGUACGAUGAUUAUGAGGAACUCACCAAUAAGUUACUCCAAGCAGACAUUGAAUUAAUCGUGGGUUCGGAUAAUGUUGCCUACAUUGACAAUGCUGAGACCAAUCUACCCCAGGCCAUAUUCCAAUCAUCGCGAAAGGCCAACAGCUUUGAGCUGGAGAACCAGAAACACGCUCUUCAACUUGUUAGCAACUGCAAUGCGAUGUUGUGCAACUUUAAGGAAGCAUUGGCAACAGUUUUUAAGGUGACGAAUAGACACCCUUGGGUUUGGAAUGCCAAGCUGCACAUUGGCACUGCUAUUUCAAUUAAUCUCCAAGGUAUCAUAGCCAUGAAGAAUGAAAGCCACGUCAGUCUCAAGAAGGUCUGGGCUGAAUCUGAAGAGACAGUCAAACGCGAGGAGCGUUUCUUUAUUAAGGGCACAGAGGUGACGCCGCUGCCCGAGGAUCUUGUUGCUGGUUAUAUGCUCGGUGGAACAGCAGUGCCCUAUGAUCAGACACUUGUCGAGUUGCCGCCUCCGCAUCCACCAGGUCUACAUUUUCUAGGCUUUGUCAAACGUAGCAAAAUACCAGAUGCAUACUUUUGUGGCGACUCUCUGUAUAUGUUGGUGCAUCAGAAAAAGAACACGACUUCAGCCCAGAAGUUAGAUGCCUUGGUGCGGGCCUUAAUAGUGCAGAAAUGUGUUAUACUGUGCUGGAAGAUAUUUAGUGCCAAGUUUAACACACCACGGAUAGUAGUAUUAGUGCCGCAGGAGUCAACAGAAAAUCGUCCAGCUUCGUUAUACAUGUUUGAAAUGUCCUAUCAUGCGCAGCAUCAGUUCUGGGAUUUCCCUGCACUUCGCACUGAGAAAACUGAAUGCAGUUCAGAUCAAAUGCAGGCAGUCGAUAAGCUUAUCGACAGCAUGGACCUGGAGUGCACGCUCAAGGACACACAGCAGCCACGGCAGCAGAGGCAGAACGAUUUGCUGCCUUUCGAUGGUCUGCCCAGCAUUUACGAGCAAAAUUUAAUGGACGUGCUGGAGCGAAAGGUUGUCUGUAAAUCGGCAACUGACGUUGAUUUCUAUAGCACAUUUAAGGACCAUAAGUUUGUCGAAAUCUUUUGGAGUGUCCCCGAAGCCAUUGAGGAACAGUCGAAAAAGGCGGCAUCGGCACUUAAAAAGCUAUUUCCACUGGAGCGUAGUCAUGCGUGGCAGGAGAAACUCAGGGCCAUGGAGCUUGCACAGAACACGCCGCCGCCCAUCGAAGAGGAGCUUGCGGAUUUUGAAGAAUUCGCUGAAAUCGAUAGUGUGGGCCUAAUGACACCAGUCCAAGAUUACAAUCAGAUGUUGAGGAAAGUGCGCUCAAUAACAAAUCCUACCAAACGAGAUGCCCAAUUCCAGUCACUCUCAGCUCAAAUGCGCGUUGUCAUCAUUACACUUCUGGAGCGCAAUAAACUAAAUCUGGUUGAGCUAAGCGAAGUGCUGGCAGUCUAUCGUAAAAGUUGCCUCGAUUUCAACAGCUUUGCGGAAUUCAAUCAAUUUGCAGCGCAGAUAAAAGAAAAGGCCACAGAAAAGAAAUUGACCGAAUUUUGGGAAAGUAUUAUGGUGGAAAAACAACUGGGUCCUCUUGUUCUAGGCGAGCCAACACUCGAAGAUGAGCUGCGUCUGAAAGCGUACUACAGUCUGCCUUCAGAUGAAAAUCAUGAUGAUGAAAUGCAGGAUAAUUAAAAAUAUCGUUUGCUAUAACUUAGUUUUUACACAUGUUGUACAUUAAGUUUAUUCGCAUUUGUUUAGCAGAAAGUGAUAAAAUCUGUAAUUUCUCAAUUUAAAUAUGUAUACUAUCCGAAUUCAGUAAUUAAAUUAAACAUUUUAAUGUUA
This is a messenger RNA of Drosophila innubila, 2331 nucleotides long. RefSeq lists its product as uncharacterized. Gene Ontology annotation, biological process: double-strand break repair via nonhomologous end joining; telomere maintenance; cellular response to gamma radiation. The coding region runs from base 88 to 2181 and encodes 697 amino acids. Lineage: Eukaryota; Metazoa; Arthropoda; Insecta; Diptera; Drosophilidae. Gene Ontology annotation, molecular function: double-stranded DNA binding; telomeric repeat DNA binding. The record is from RefSeq and is a predicted model, not a curated record. Gene Ontology annotation, cellular component: Ku70:Ku80 complex. The transcript has 5 exons.